Paramecium sonneborni is the source of this 3787-nucleotide messenger RNA. The record is from the annotation of a GenBank genome assembly. NCBI's taxonomy places the organism in Eukaryota, Ciliophora, Oligohymenophorea, Peniculida, Parameciidae.
AUGUUAUUUGAGAAACUAAAAAUAUAUAACACAAAAGAAAAGCUUUUAGAAAGAUUAAAAGAAAUUAAGAAAGAAGAGGAAACUAAAAAAAAUAAAAAUACCCCAAUUAAAGAUAAAGUAAAACGAACUUGUAAGUAACAUUUGGAGUCAAUAAUUUAGUUUCAACAUCUUAAUCAUAAAGAACAACAUUAAAUAGUUUAAAUAGAUUGUCAACAUCACCUAAAGUUUAAUGUAUUUUGGAUAUUGAGAAAAUAAAAAUGCCUCUUACUUUUGAAAGAUAUCAGAAUAUAACAAGGAUGACUGAAAUACCAAUCAGAUAGCAGUUUUAUUAUUGUUAAUUAUUAAUAGAUUAUCCACUCCAUAAACUCCAUAAAAGAGUAUUCUUGAAAGAUUAAAUGAAUAAGAAGAAGAAAAAAUGAUCAGAGAAUUAAUUGAUAAUUAUAAACCAGAAUUGUAUGAUGAUAUGAUGGAAAAUGAUUAAUUAGAAAUUGAAAGAUAAAAUGAAGAAGCACAUACUAAUUCAAUGAAAUAGUUUUCAUAUCAAGAUUAUAGUCCUUAAAGGAUGAAUAUGAUUAAAAAACAUUAACAUCAUCAUCAUAAAUCAAAUCCAUCUAAAAAUAAUUAGAGAUAUGAGGAUUAAAAAUAAUAAUACUUAUAAUAAUUAUAAUAUAAGGGAGACAUUAAUUCAGAAUUCAAUACUGAUAGAGGUAAAUAUAUGAGGAAAUUUAGAUUGGCUAAGUAAAUAAUACAUUCUAUUAUUCUAGUAAAAAUUUGAAUAAAGUUUCAUAAGAAGACUAUAGAAAAACCAUGAAACAAUUUAACAAAUUAGAAGAUUAUGCAUCCUUUUAUAAAUAAACUCCGAAUUUGUAUAUGUAAUUAAAUAAAAGUUCUCAUUAAUAAUAAAUAUUUUAAAGUGGUUUAGGAUUAGUUUAGUAAUGUAAUCACAUUUAAGUUGCUAAUGCAUAAGCAUAAAUUAGAUCUCCAUAAUAAGUUAAAGUAUUCUCUGAUGCCCUUAAAACUUAGCAAUGCAAAACUUUAACACAUCUUAAAUUGAAUCAUAAUAAGCUUAAUUCAUUCAAGUAUACUAUUCUCUUAUUUCUACUAGAAUUCAACAAUUAACAAAGUCAUUCCCAUAACACUUAUAAGAAUUAGAUUUAAUGAAUAAUGGAUUAGAUUCUAAAUCUUGUCUCUUAUUAUCAAAAUACAUUCAAAAAUCAUAAAUAAAAAAAGUUAAUCUAGAAAAUAAUCGAAUAGGAGAUAUUGGGAGUAAUGCUUUAUGUUAAGCAGUGUAAGAUCACGACUAUUUAUUAUACUUAAAUUUAUCAAAAAACAAUUUAACUGAACAUUGUUGCAUUGAACUUUCAAACUACAUAAAAAAAACACAGGUUCUAUUUGAAUUAUAUCUUCAUUUUAAUUCAAUAAAUAGUGUUGGAGCUAUUAAUAUAUGGAAAGCAUUGUAUAAGAAUUCAAGUGUAAAAGUUUUUGACAUCUCUUAUAACAGAACAGCUUCUUUAGAAUGUUCUUAAUAAAUGGCCAAAGUAAUUAUUAAAUAGUAUCCAGAACUGAUGCAUAUAGACAUUUCAUAUAAUGGUUUUAAUGAGGAAUAAUCUAUUGAAAUAAAAAAAGCAUUAGAUUAAAAUUAAAAUAUUUAUGGAUUUCAUUACUAAGGAAAUUGUCCAAAAUAUUCAGUAGAUUCAACUGGUCAUUUAAGAGAUAGAAUAUAAGAGGCAAUAGAGAUAUAAAGAAAGAUAGAGGAAUGUAAAAAGAAUCCAUAAACAACAUUAAAAUUAGUAGAUGAUAAUUUAAAUCCUGAAAUGUUAAUAUAAGAGUAAUAGUAACAUUAAAAAUAUUAACAAAAAAGAAUAAAAGAUUUAUAAACAGAUUAUGAAUUAUAUAGAAAUUUUAGAUUUAGAAGAAUAUGUGGAAUGAAACCAAUAAAAUAAAAUUAUGACACAGAUAGUGAAUUAGAUGCAUGUUGGAUAUGUGAUGGUUGGUAAGAAGUUAAAUUUACAUGGACUCCUGGUAAAUCUGGUGGAAUGAACAAUGAUCCUAUAUUUGUACAUUUAAACUUUGAGAAUUAUAAACCAGUAUUAAUGACAUUACAUAAUGGAGAAUAUUAUGCACAUAAAAUGUGUCCUCCAAAUUUUAAAGUUACAUAUUUUUAUAGUAAUCCUGUUCUUGGAAUAUAAACAACAGCUAAAAAUUAAUUAAUUACAUAAACUCCUUAAGAUGAUCCUUUAUAUUCUACUAAAUAAUCAUUCUUAUAUAAUGGAGAUAUACUUAUAGAAGGAAAUAAAAUGGGAUUUGUUAAUGAAUUAUUUACUGAAGAUAAAUAAUCAAUUAUGGAUAGAUAUUUUGCUAAAAUAUUUAGUAAACCUAGAGAAGAAGAAAAAACAUUUGAUUUAACUUAAUUUUUAACUAAAACAGAGAAAUUUUGGAGUUAUGAAAUAUCUAUAUUUAAAAAUUAUUAACCAGAUAAUGAUGAAUUAAUUGAUGAAUGUUUUGAAUAUGAUUAUGGUAGUUCUAAAAUUAAUAAAAUAAUUAAAGAUCCUAUUGAAUAUAAUGAAGUUAAAGAAAUAAUGAGAGAAUAUUAUCCAUUUAUUUUUGCAGCAUAUAAAUUUUUAGCAUCUACACUUAUUGGUGCAACUAUUCCAUGUAUUUCAUCUAAUGCUUUUUCUGAUUUCUUAUCUACGACAUAAGUUGUUUCAGAGAAAUUUAGAUCUGGAGAUAUUGAUUUAAAUUUUAUUGCUACUUCUAAUGUAAAAGAUAUUAAUUAUCCUAAUGUUUAUGAAAAAGCACUUGUAAGAUACCAAUUAAUGGAAGUUUUAGUUAGAAUAGCCAUUGAUAAAUAUUUAAGAACAUAAAUUUGUAAAUCUAUUAAAGAAAGUUUAAGAAGAAUGUUUGAAGAAGAUGGAAUCAAAUUAAAAUUAUAAGAAAUUGAUCGUAGUCAAGAUUGGAGAGAUAUGAGAUAUUGGAAUGAAUAAUGUGACAUUUUAUUAAGUAAUUUAUAUCAUUAAAUAUUCUAAUAGAAGAUAGAUUACCUAUGUUAAAACUACUUUUCAAAUUUACAUCUAAAUUAAAUGCUAAAUAAAAAUAUUAUAAACACAUUUGGUUAUAAUUUAAAGAUUUCAGAGAUUUAUUAAAUAAAUGUGAUUUAUAUUGUGAUAUUUUUGUUGAAAGAGAUGCUUAUCUUGCUUAUUUAUUAGCUAUGUAAACAUCAGUUGAUGAACUAUAUUUACUCAAACAUUUUUAAAUGGAAUUUUAUGAAUUCUUAGAAGCAUUAGCAAGAUGUGCUGAAAAAUUAUCAAUUAUUAGAACUAAUGAUUAAUUGACUAUUGAUGAUAGAAGAUAAUAACCACUCUUUAAAAAAUUAGAUGCACUUACAUAUCUUAUUUACAUUAGAUUAGGAGAAAUUAUCAAAGCAUAAUUUCGAGAAUCUGAUGAUCUUUCUGAUUUUGAUAAGUGUAUGUCAAAAACUUAUGGUCAAAUACUUAAAUAACCAAAUCCUGAUGAAGAUGAUUAAAACAUUGAAAAAAUAACACCUUAAUAAGAAGAAAAAAUAUUAGAAGAAUAACUUAAAACUAUUGUUGUUCAAACUAUCAUUACUAUGGUAAUCAUUUUUAUUUAUUUUAUAUAGCCUUAAUAACAAAGCAAAAAAUCUACUGGAAUGACUUUCUUAUAAGUUAUUAAAUAAGCACAAUAAUAAAAAUAAUUAAAAAAUACAUUUAAUCUAACUAAUGUUGUUUAAUAUUUUAGAAAUAAAGAAGAAGAGUAAUAAUUAAAAUGA